Molecule: messenger RNA, 5976 nt
Organism: Sander lucioperca (pikeperch)
Lineage: Eukaryota; Metazoa; Chordata; Actinopteri; Perciformes; Percidae
Gene: clec16a
Product: C-type lectin domain containing 16A
Exons: 24
Coding region: 184-3621 (1145 amino acids)
Biological process (GO): regulation of autophagosome maturation; endosome to lysosome transport; endosomal transport
Cellular component (GO): endolysosome membrane; late endosome
Source: RefSeq, a predicted model, not a curated record
CAGACAAACCACACACCAACCUGUUACGUAAUGACCCCUCAGCGCUGCUAUCGCCGCCUAUCAUCUUCUGUUUGCUAAGUAGCUAUCUGCACGGGAAAGUGGGUGUAAUGGAUUGAUUUGCGGACACUUACGUUUGCGAAAUAACGCGCCUGUCAAAACAUCACACCCCUUAAAACCACAACCAUGUUUGGCCGGUCACGGAGCUGGGUUGGAGGACAAGGAAAAGCGAAAAACAUCCACUCCCUGGACCAUUUGAAGUAUAUGUACCAUGUCCUGACCAAAAACACCACAGUGACAGACCACAACCGAAAUCUUCUAGUGGAGACCAUCCGCUCCAUCACAGAGAUCCUCAUCUGGGGGGACCAGAAUGACAGCUCUGUAUUUGACUUCUUCCUGGAGAAAAACAUGUUUGCGUUCUUCCUGAACAUCCUGCGUCAGAAGUCGGGACGCUACGUGUGUGUCCAACUCCUCCAGACCCUCAACAUACUGUUUGAAAACAUUAGCCAUGAGACUUCCCUAUAUUACCUCUUGUCGAACAACCACGUGAACUCCAUCAUCGUCCACAAGUUUGACUUCUCGGACGAGGAGAUCAUGGCCUACUAUAUCUCCUUCCUCAAGACCCUGUCACUCAAGCUCAACAACCACACCGUGCACUUCUUUUACAAUGAGCACACUAAUGACUUUGCCCUGUACACCGAGGCCAUUAAGUUUUUCAACCAUCCUGAAAGCAUGGUCCGCAUCGCAGUCCGGACCAUCACACUCAACGUCUACAAAGUUUCAUUGGACAACCAGCACAUGCUGCACUACAUACGAGAUAAGACAGCGGUCCCAUAUUUCAGCAACUUGGUCUGGUUUAUUGGCAGCCAUGUCAUCGAACUGGACAAGUGUGUGCAGACAGAUGAAGAGCAUAGGAACAGAGGGAAGUUAAGUGACCUCGUAGCAGAGCACCUCGACCACCUGCACUACCUGAACGAUAUCCUCAUCAUAAACUGUGAAUUCCUUAAUGACGUUUUGACCGACCACCUCCUCAACCGUCUGUUCCUGCCCCUCUAUGUCUACUCUUUGGUUAUCCCUGAGACGUCUGAAGAGCGAAAGAUUAACCCUCAGGUGUCCCUCUACCUGCUGUCUCAAGUGUUUCUGAUCAUUCACUAUCAGCCAAUGGUCAACGCACUGGCCGAAGUUAUUCUCAAUGGAGAUCUGUCUGUCUUCACCCCACAGACGGAUAUACACAGCACACACAAGAACACGGCCAGUGCAGGAGGUGUGCGUUGCUUCACCAAGCCCCUGGAGUCUCUGGAGCGCUCCCUGGAGCUGUCCCGCCACCGUGGCCGCAAGAGAACUCAGAAGAGGCCUAAUUACAAGAACCUAGGAGAGGAGGAGGAUGACGAAAGAGCUCGAGGAGGCGGAGGAGGAGUAGAGGAGGGCUGGGACGACGACAGCAGAGGAGGAGAGAGGGAGGGAGGCCGAGAGAGGGAGAAAGGAAAAGGUACAGAGGGAGUAGGAGGAGGGAGUUCUAAGGGAAGCAGAGCGAGUGGGGAGACGGCGGAAGAGAUAGAGAUGGUGGUGAUGGACAAGUGUAAGGUGACAGAGCAGAACAUCACUGAUGAAGAGAAGACCGCUGCAGCCACCCGCACACACACGCAGAGGAGCAGACCAUUCUUAGACAUGGUGUACAGUGCUCUCGACUGCACCAAUGAUGACUACCAUGCCCUGUUUGUCCUCUGCCUGCUUUAUGCUGUCUCACACAGCAAAGGUAUUAACCGAGAUCUUCUGGAGCGUCUGCAGUUGCCAGUUCCUGACCAGGAGAAGAGCUCUUACAGCCUGGUGCUGGUAGAGAGACUGAUCAGAGUUAUGAGCCAGGCAUCACAGCCAGAUGGUAAAGUGCGUCUAGCUACCCUGGAGCUUAGCUGCCUUUUACUGAAGCAGUCUGUGCUCUCUGGAAACCAAUGUAUAAUCAAAGAUGUACAUCUGGCCUGCCUGGAGGGUGGUAGAGAAGAAAGUCUGCAUUUACUGCGGAGAUUCUACAAGGGCGAGGAGAUCUUUCUGGACAUGUUUGAAGAUGAAUACAGGAGCAUGACGAGUAAACCCCUGAAUGUGGAGUAUCUAAUGAUGGAUGCCUCAGUGCUGCUGCCACCCACCGGUACCCCUCUGACUGGCAUCGACUUUGUCAAGAGACUGCCCUGUGGAGACGUGGAGAAGACACGCAGGGCAAUCCGUGUGUUCUUCAUGCUGAGGUCCUUAUCGCUUCAGCUUCAGGGAGAACCUGAGACGCAGCUGCCUCUGACCAGACCUGAAGACCUUAUCAAGACUGAUGACGUCUUAGACCUCAAUAACAGUGACCUAAUUGCCUGUAUGGUGGUCAGUAAAGAUGGCGGCCAGGCCCAGAGGUUCCUCGCUGUAGAUGUUUACCAGAUGAGUCUGGUCGAACCAGAAACCAAACGCCUUGGAUGGGGUGUAGUCAAGUUUGCCGGCCUUCUGCAAGACAUGCAGGUGUCUGGCGUUGAGGAUGACAGCAGAGCAUUGAACAUCGUCAUCCAUAAGCCCAGCUCCAACCCCCACGCCAAGCCCCUGCCCAUCCUGCAGGCCAACUUCAUCUUUGCCGACCACAUCCGCUGCAUCAUCGCCAAGCAGAGGCUGGCCAAGGGUCGCAUCCAGGCCCGACGAAUGAAGAUGCAGAGGAUUGCAGCUCUGUUGGACCUGCCUGUGCAGCCCAGUGCGACGGAGGUGUUGGGUUUCGGUCAGACAGCAAACGCUUCACCCAGCGGCCUGCCUUUCCGGUUCUACGAGCAGUCAAGACGGGGGCCCAACGACCCCACAGCAAAUAGAGCAGUGUUUGCCUCUGUCGAUAAAGUACCAGGUUUUGCAGUGGCUCACUGUGUGUCGCAGCACAGUCCCUCGCCCCUCUCCUCCCCCUCGCCUCCCUCCAGUGGGAGUGGGAGCACAGGAAGAUGUGACUCUGUUACUGCAAGCACUAUAUCAGCUCAGAGCCCCACAGAUGAUGGUACGUUUUUGGACCACACCCCACCCUCCGCCUCUGGCGGAGAAGGGGAAGGAGUAGGUGGAGAAGUAAUGCUUGUCGCCUCUACUCCCUCGGCCCCAGUCACGGCUCCGGCCCUGGCCCCAAGCCUCACCCCGGCGUCCCAGCCUAACAUCUCCCUCCUUACAGACAACAACGCAGAGACACUCAGCGUGGAGUCGCUCACGCUGCUGCCCCCAGCAGGCUCACCACACCUGCACCCCUGUGCCAGCCACAUUCCCGCAGCGCACUCCCUCCAGAGACCAGACGCCUCCAUCGCGGAGGAGGAGGAGGAGGAAGAGGGGGAUAGGAAAGAAGAGCAAAGAGAAGAGGAGGGGCAGCAAGAGGAAGAGGGGUCGCCGAUGGAUGAGACGGAGACAGAUGCGACGGUAAAAGAGGAAACCACGACAGCGGAGUUGGUCACCCCCACUGACGAGGAACCAGAGGGAGUAGAUAAGCCAGAAGGUGAAGACACACCUCUAGAGGUGAAUAUAGACCAACUCUCGGCUGCAGAGCUGCAAGAAAGAGACGACUCAGAGUAUGUAGAGAACACAGAAGAUACAGAGAUGCACACUGACACACAAGACUCGCCUGAACUGGAUUAAGCAACACACACUCAAUCAUGGUCAUGCAUUUAGACUUGUCUCUAAGAGGACAGUGAAGUGUGAUAGUUAAUCUAUCCAGCUUGACUGCAGAAUAUUUUUAUGUUGAGACCUGUAGAUAAGGAUAGGAUUUUGGAGGCAUCUCAAAAUUUGUGUUUCACAUGAUGGAAGACUUUUUUUUUUUUUUUUUUUUUUUUUUUAAUAGAGACACUGGUCGAACUCGAGGAAGGCUUGAAGCACAUUUGGGUUUCUGUGCACUUGAGUAUAUCCGGUUGUGUUUUAAGCGAGCGUGUGCAAAGGCGCGCAACCAGCAACGUUUUUUACUCAUUCUGAUCGAUUGUUUGUCAGCUCAAAGAAACACACACAUUACGCCACAUGCUGCUGUCGUGAGCUCUUUAUCCACUUUAAAAAAGACCUGCUCUGUUUUUGUGUUCACCGCCAAUGUUUUGUGGUGGUUGUGGUCACUUCUACGCUAAACACACACACACUAUACAUACAGUCUACACAGAGUCAGCUGCACUUGCCUUUUAACCGCUGCAUGUCAAGACGUUAGCAGUUACUGCCACCUAGAACUGCCAAUGGGUUUGAUUUUGUGUGUGUGUGUGUGUGUGCGCUACAUGUUUAGUUGUUAUUCUUCCAGGUGUAAAGUAAUGAUCCAUUCAUUUACUAACUGGUGUCUAUUAUAGAAAAUGUAUUACAUCAUCUGCAGCAUCUUGAGCAAGGAGGGAGCAGGUCUCAUACUGUAAACGAUAAUUUGAUGUUAACGUGACGUUGUAGCUGUUGUGCCCUGCUAGUAAACAUUUUGAUUCCUACAUCUUGGAAUGUGAGGUGUGUGAAAGCAGCUCUUUGCUUGUCAUCACAGCCAGCAGUUGGUUUCCAUCAUAGUUCAUAUUAAUCUCUUGGGCUGACAGUUUUGUACGGGUUGCUUGAGUGCAGUGUAACAAAGCAUUUCUUCCCCGAUAUGCAACAGUAUUUAACAAACCUUGACCUCGUUGGAUUUGCUUUUAUUUUCAACUUCCAUUCUAGAUCACUAACUUCCUUCCCAUAUCCAUACUGUAGAUCAUAGCGUGCAGGGAUUAGAUAGAUGUGUGUUCAUUCAGAGAGGCGAUUCACCAAUCAGCAACCUGACCUACACUAGUUAUACAUAAUGGACAGCAGUUCACUGAUUAAUAGUAAAUAAUUCACUGAGUCCAUGCAGGCUGUCAUUCAUUCUCUACAUAAAGAGUUUCUGUCUGUAGCAACACAGGUGAACUGCUAUUUUACUCAUUGAAAAGCUGAGUAUCAUUUGAUGUAUUUAGGAAUAUAAAAAAAAAGUUAAUUUGCUUGGUUAAAUGAAAUUCUGACAGCCUCAUAGAGGGAUACAGUUUAAUAGAUAUCAGGGAUGUUAGACGUGCCGACUUCAAAGAGUCAUGAGACAACGUUUGAAAUAACAUCUGCGUUUUUAGUUCCGCACUCUGCCACAACAGCACUGCGUUGAAUGUAUCUGCUGGUUGCCCCUCAGCCACUGACCUGAGCUCAGUUUUACUCUCCAUUGUUUCUGGGAACGGGCUUCAAUAGAUAUGCUGCGUUCCAGUUACCUCGGAGGUCGGAGUUUGGAACUGGGAAUGACGUCACACCCGAAUUGAUUUGUGUUCUAGUAACGACUCGUAAAACCAUUAUAUUUAACGGGUUGAUAACAAUUCAUUAUGCUGUAUUUUGCAUGUACAAAUGCCAUAGCAACAUUUCCACAGAUAGAAGAUGGACAGUAACGUGUCCACGACUGAUUUAAUGAGACACAAAUAAGACAGAAGUGCUAACAAACAGUACAUUGAUACAGCUUUCGCUACUGCUGAUGCUCGGAGCAGCCAUGUUGACUUGUGAUGUCGGGGGUUCUCCAGACUUUCCGAGUGGGAAAUCCAGACUUUCAGGGGGGGGGCGUUCCAAUUGCCAUGUCCGACUGGGAACUCAGAAACUUUGACUUCCCAGUUCAACUGGAACGCACCAAAACGUGCUCUGAAAACUCCGAUUGCUGUUGGGAACAUCCUGUCUAUAAUUUGAUAAACUGUCUGUCAACACACGAUGCUGAGAACGAUGCGGGGAAAAAGAAUUCAAAUAAUAUUGGUAAACCAUAUAAUACCCAUUCUCCAGGAAAGACGAGCAGGAGUGUAAUUUGGAUGUUACCACCCCAAAAAAACCCUAAAGCACAGUGUUGCAAAGUUGCAUUGUCAUCUCAAAGUGGGCGCAAACUAGGGCUGGGCGAUAUGGAGAAAAUCAAAUAUCAUGAUAUUUUUGACCAAAUACCGAUAUCGAUUCCGCAACGAUAUUCUAGUUUUGACUAUUGAUGCUUUCACUAAAUAUUUACACAAUGAGAUUUUUGAU